Molecule: messenger RNA, 441 nt
Organism: Diorhabda sublineata
Lineage: Eukaryota; Metazoa; Arthropoda; Insecta; Coleoptera; Chrysomelidae
Exons: 1
Coding region: 1-441 (146 amino acids)
Source: RefSeq, a predicted model, not a curated record
AUGGCGAAGGAUCCGCUCAGAUGUAAGCUGGUGGUGGAGGACAAUCCCAUAGAACAAGUUAUGCAAUUCAGAUGUCUGGGCAUAGACAUAUCAAGUACCCACGACCCAGUUAAAGACCUAAGAAGCCAGAUUAACAAAGCAUCCGCACUAUCAGGAUGCCUACGAGAUAUAGUCUGGUCUAAUCCGUACAUGCGCAUAGAUAGUAAAAUUAGAAUCUACAAGACUUGUAUCAGACCUAUCAUGACGUAUGGCACGGAUGUCCGCGAGGACACCAACAAGACGAAACAGAUGCUGAGGGUGGCCGAGAUGAAAACACUUAGAACAAUAGUGGGGAAAACACAAAGAAACAGAGUAAGAAAUACAGAUGUCAAAGAGCAAUGCGGGAUAUUACUCAUUGUGAGAUGUAGAAACAACGUAAGAGGCAGUGGAACAACCAUGUAA